Histoplasma capsulatum G186AR is the source of this 837-nucleotide messenger RNA. RefSeq lists its product as uncharacterized. The transcript has 5 exons. Lineage: Eukaryota; Fungi; Ascomycota; Eurotiomycetes; Onygenales; Ajellomycetaceae. The record is from RefSeq and is a predicted model, not a curated record. Bases 109 to 696 code for a protein of 195 amino acids.
ACCCUUGGAAUGGACAGAAUUGGCAUUAAAAUAUUUUCCGUUUUCUUAGAAACCUGCUACGCGGAUUGGAAGGAAACAUAGGAUCAUCAUUACUCCAACACAAACAGGAUGGCCUUGUUUAGAGACAUGGCGGGCAUUCCGCCAUUGACUGCCUCGACCACCGAUAGUGUCCUGAUCAUCAUCGAUUCGCAAAACGAAUACGCGAACGGACUUUUGAAAGUCGACAAUGUCGACAAACGCCGCGUGGUUAUUAAAUCGCUCCUCGAAAAAUACCGUGCCACGGUCAAGACCACAGGCAAACAGAACCUUGUUCAUAUUGUCCAUCAGACCGCCGCUGAUGCGCCUAUAUUUACUACCGGCACGCCAUUGGCGGACGAAUUUGAUGAGCUAAAGCCCUGGGAAGGCGAGAAGGUUAUCACCAAAAAAUUUCCCAACGCCUUUGCGGAGACAGCCCUUCACGAAUACUUGCAAAGCCUGGGUGCUAAAAAAAUCGUGCUAGUGGGGUAUAUGGCACACGUCUGCGUAUCUACCACAGCUAGACGAGCUGCCGAGCUUGGUUAUGAUACCGUCGUCGCUCAGGAUGGAGUUGGGAGUCGUCCUCUCGGCGAAUAUUCAGGCGAUGAAAUCACCAAGGUUGCAUUGUUGGAAGUAGCGGACUUCUUCGGCACGUUGGUAUGGAGCAAGGACAUCAGCUGAGAGAGUUUGGGUCUUCAUUUUCACCUUCAUUAGGUUGAGCUAUCUCCAACGGCUCGGGGGUGUUCUGGUGAGGUGAUGCAGCACAUAUGUCAAUUCAUAUUUUUAAUGUAUUUAAAGAAAAUUCAGCCGAACAGGUUAUUU